Molecule: messenger RNA, 1410 nt
Organism: Anopheles maculipalpis
Lineage: Eukaryota; Metazoa; Arthropoda; Insecta; Diptera; Culicidae
Product: leucine-rich repeat-containing protein 15-like
Exons: 1
Coding region: 1-1410 (469 amino acids)
Molecular function (GO): protein binding
Source: RefSeq, a predicted model, not a curated record
AUGGCGCGGAUGUGGUACGUUUUGCUAGCGAGCUGCGUUGCUUGCGUUUUGUUUCCCUCAGUGACCAAUGCAGCCAUUAUACGUCUGAGUUGUGAAGAGAUUGAUGAAAAGUGCCUGUUGAAAAACAUUUUUGCUACUGAAGAUGAUCGCUUUAAAGAAAUACGAAACGAACGGUACCAAAGUGUCAUCGAGUUUUUCGACUGCCACAUUCACACGUUGCCUCCGAUUCCGUACAUUGACAUGGUGAAAGCCGAUGCGAUCAAUCUGGUGCGAAUCGAAGAAAACACCUUCAGCACCAUACGUGUUCUAGAUGUGUCCUACAAUCGGCUUCGUGAGUUUUCACCAAACGCCUUCGAGUACGCGGAAGAGUUACAGCAGCUCAAUCUGAAUGGUAAUCCAACUCUGAAAGAUUUUGCCUUUCUAUCAAAGCUGAGUGGUCUGCGCACUCUGGACAUGGCCGACAUGAAGCUGGAACUGGAGCUCUUGGAUACUGGAAUAUUCUCCGAAAUGACACGCCUAUCGAAUCUCAAUAUGAGCGAUAAUAGAAUUACCUCCAUUCCGGUGGGUAUGUUCGCUCCAUUAGUAGGAUUAAAUUACCUGGACCUGAGCCGAAACUCAAUCGCAAAGAUCGCAUCGGGAACAUUCGCCAUCGCUGUGACGCACGGCUAUGAAGAGCAUGGGCUGUAUCAUCAAUCACUGCAGUUCGAUCUGUCCUACAACAACAUAAGCAUAAUCGAGAACAACGCUUUUAUGCACGCUUCCAAAAUUAAUCUACGAAACAACAAGCUCAUCGGCAUUGGUCAGUAUGCGUUCGACAAUCGGACGGCGCUCCAAUCGCUGGACCUGUCCGGUAAUGUUCAGUUGAGAAACUUUGACUUCCUGCACAACCUUCGCGCACUGCACGAUCUCAAUAUGUCGCGAAUGAAUUUCUCGUUCGAGGGAGUGCCUCGCAACAUCUUUGACGAUCUCGACUCGCUGACAACGCUCGAUCUUUCCUACAACCAUAUAGUUGACAUUCCUAUCGGAAUUUUUGCCGAGCUACAGUCGCUCAACUUUAUUAACCUGCGUCACAACAGCAUCUAUCACAUCGAGUUCGGUACCUUCUCGAUGCGCAAGUACGAUCUAAUCGACGAAAUUGAUCUUUCGUACAACGAGAUCAAGCAGCUCAACUUUCUUGUCUUCGUACCGCUAAAAUAUCUCAAAACGUUGCUUCUGCAUGGGAAUAAAAUCUCGUUCGUCAACGCCAAGCAGCUGACACGCAACAAAAGUCUCUACAACUUUGGCAUCCAGAACAGCAAUGUGCGGUGUUUCGAUCUAAUUGAUUUGUUGGGAACCCUGAAACUUGUACAUGAACCGAACGAAUUUAUUUCCGACCUUCCCAACGUUGACGGUAUCAAAUGUCAACCGUGA